UGUCAAGUCGAGCAAACUCCACAAACAACUCGGUGUGUCGUAAAAAAUUCGUAAAAAUUAACGUUAUUUGUUUAAGUAGAACGUUUGGCGUCGUGUGGCUGUGAACGAAUGUGUCAACAAUAAAAGUUAAAAUGAAUUUCAUAAUUGAAAAAAGAAAGUUUUAUAAAUGCAAUGGAAAAAUGUACAACGCGAAGCAAUUAGUUGUGAAUAUACAGAUUAGUGGUACCACGGAAUAUGGCUGAAAAAAGUGAAGAAAUUAGUGGGACCACUGAGUAAACGAAUGGCGCGGUACAAAACUGGCAAUAAUGAGUGCAAAGCAAAAUGCCAAAGUGGUUUCAACUAUUCGACGCUAGGCGUCGGUUGAUGUGAUGCAAACGUCAAAAAUGCAACGCUGACAGGGGUGUCUCUAUGUAUGUGUGCAAAACUCAUCGAAAUGUUGGUAGUAGAUCCACACGCCAUAUUUAAUUUCUAACAGCAAAAAAGCCAUUUUCCGUAAAUCAUGCAAUAUUUCUUUUGAAAAUUUAUAAAAAAUGUCAAGUACUACAUGAAAAGUGUGUGUAUCGAUAAUCAAACUAAUUGAAUAACAAGUUCUUUCCACGAGAUUUAAUUCGGUGAAAAAGUGUUGCCAGAAUGGCCUAUUAUAUACAGAGCCUUGAUGACAACAUAAAACUUUAUACUACGGACGUCCAAGUGGUUCAUGUGGCUAGCGAUGAUGUUGGUGUCAGUAAUCCAAAUAGAGCACAGCAAAUUGUUAUGGACGAUAGUUCACAGAUUCUGCUGCAAAACGAGGGUGGACCUCAACAGGUUGUCUAUCAAACGCAGGCAACGCCUACGCAGUAUCAGCCACCGCAGCCCGGUCAAACCUAUACAAUACUAGGCGACGAUAUUAACCAGACACAGACACAGCAGGUACAUCAGCAAACGUCACAGCAACAGCAGCAACAGAAUUCGCAGCACCCACAACAGCAAGUUCUAAUGCACCAACAACAACAGCAGCAGGCACAACAGCAUCAAGUUAUGGAUCAUCAGCAACAUCAAAUGCAAACGACAUAUCAAUUGCAAGCAGAUCCCCAGCAAGAGCAAAUGCAACAACACGUCCAGACGUCUGCACCCCAACAGCAACCACCUCAAAUCUAUUAUACGACAGAACAGUUGGUGCACCAGCAACAACAGCAGAAGAAAGUGUAUAUACAACAGCAGCCCCCACCACCGCCACCUACAAUGCAACAACAAUAUCAACCUCAUCCCCAACAGCAAACUCAUCAGCAAAUUAUGCACCAACAGCCGCCACAACCGCCUCCCCAACAACAGCAUAUUUUACAGAGCCCCCAACAUCAGCAGGUUCAAGUACAACAUCAAGUUUCGACCGCUAACCAGCAGCAGCAACAACAACCUCAAAUAAUCUACAGAAUGCAGCCGCAUCAGACGCAACAACUUCAACAGCAAACCCAGCUGUUGGGUAAUGCACAACUGAUAGUGCAACAGCCAUCUGGACAGCAAGUUUUGAUACAGCAGCCGCAGCAACAGGAGCUGAUAAUGAGGCAACAACCACGUGUUGUCUAUGGCGGUAAUCGCAUUGUGAAUUUUACACCACAACAAGCGGCAACGCAGCAGCAACAACAGCAAACAAUAAUGCAGUCACAGUCCCAUCCUCAGCAACAGCACAUACAACUGCAAACGAACGCUUUGCAUCAUAAUCCAACGGCUCAUAUGGUGCAGCAAACAUCACGGGUACAGCAACAACACCAGGCGGCGCAACAACACAACCCAUCUCAGCAACAACAAAUGCAGCAGAAUGUAGUGUAUCACCAGAUCCAAGUACAAAACAGUCAGAUACCGAAGCAAACCAUUCAACAGAAUUCUGGUGCUCACCAGCAGCAGCAGCAACAACACUUGCAGAUGCAACAACAACAGCAUGCUCAGCAGCAACAAACCCAAAUGGUAGGUCAAAUAACAAAUCCAAACGGAACUACAAUAAUACGAACUACUGGUGUAAGAGGUGGAAAAAUUGGACGUGGUGCAGUGGGGGGCACACUGAUCGCUCGCAUGCCAGGCAUGACUGCUGGAGUAACGAGGUCAGUUUUUAAUGCUACUGGGUCCAUUGGAGGUGGUGGGGGUCGGAUUUUGGGCACCCCACGACCGCGAUGUAGCACUACUGCGGGCACUUCGACUAGAGGGCGUGGCGGUAGAGGAGCACGUGGAGCUCCUGCCCUAGCUGCUGGGCGUGGAGUUCAGUUGACGCCUAGCAUGGCCACCAAUGCACAAUUGUCCUCUCUGCAACAAGGGAAGUUAAUUACUCCAGGCCAAGGAAUGCGCCAAGUGUAUAGAACUCAACUUGCCGAUGGCAGUGUUCAACAGCAAAUACACUUAGUACAAGCUCAGCCAAGAAAUCCAGGUGUUGUAGGCCGUUUCAGAUCGCCGGGAGUGGGAGUGCAACAACAAUCGCAGCAGCAACCUCAAGCGCAGCCGCAACAGCAGCAACAACAACAACAACAACAGCAGCAGCAAGCUACUCCACAAUCGUCGCCACCACAAUCUUCCGCCUCAAAUUCAAGUGGGACUGGAGGAAAUUUUGAUUUAGACUUAGAGGAUAGCAUACAGGCUGUAUUUGUUAAGAAAGAUGGCCAGAAGCAACAAGUCCCCGCCGGCGUAGCGAGCCAAAAUACCACCAAUGCUGCGGUCACACCCGCUAACAAUGCAGGUACUACUCUCACCACUUAUUAUGCGGCCAAGGAUGAUGAUGAAAACCGUCUAAUAAAAACACAAAGUGGGGCGCACAUGACGUUAGCCGAGUAUAAGAAACGCAAUGCUGCUGCUGGCAAUCCCACGCAGAUUGUACAAAAUUCGAAUACUACGUGCAUAAAACCUCUGCAGCAAGCGUCAAAAAUCUCUUUACCGGCUGCUGGUCAGUCCCCCUUGCACUCUGUCCCGGUGGCUCGUGUGGCACCGCAAAAGCAUAUUGUGCCAAAAGACCAAGCGGGUGUUCCUGUAACCACUCCGAGCCCUGUGCCUAACAGGCCGCCGGCAGGUUCAUCAGUCUAUCAAACAUCGCACAAUAACUACGAGAUACAGACACAGCAUGUCUUACAGAAUAGAGCUGGCCAACAAAUGGCUGAAAAAGAUCGUAACAGUGCCAAAAUGUUAGUUAUAUUGGUGUCGGGAGAGCAACGCUUGAUUACGUUCACACUACCGCGAGAAUCGUGUACUGUACAGGACCUGCUCGAACAGGUGGGGGUUCCAUUUGAUGACAACACCACAAUACAGUGUGUCGAAAAUCCUGGCGCAAACAUAGACUUUGUGGUGACGGUUGGCUUUUCGGUACAGGAAUCUGCUAGUGAGUUGAUAUCUAGAGCCGAGCAGAGCCUUCAGAUUAGUCGGCAACAGGAAAGUUUGCAGCAGAAUUCUUCUCAGGCCAAUUCACAUGGGCCGGAAAGUGCAACAGCUGCACAAAGUACAGCACAGCAUGCCGCUGCAGCACCCGCACCAGCAACAGCAGCUACACCAACUGGCGUGGUUUCUACAUCUGCAUCGGCAUCAUCAAGCCCCGCCCCAUCGGAAAGCUCUACUAAGGAUCAAACGGCGGCCCCACAACCAUCCGCCGCCAAUAAAAUGAUAGCAGCAGCUUCCAACUCAUCGAAAUCUAACGAAGAAGGUGCGCAACGUAAACUCAUCCAAGGAUUUUAUGCCAUCUGUCAGAGUUGCGGUUUUAGCGGUUACGAUCAUUCGAAAUGCGAACGAUGCAAGCGUGUAUUUCACGAACCACCCAAAAAGAUUCCAAUCAAACAGGCAAAUACGACGGCCGCAUCAACAGGCAACUUUAGUAAUUUGAGUGCAUCUGCACCUUUGGAAUCUCCGAGCCCCAACACAAUGCCAAUGGAGAAGAAGCGACAUCACGGCGACAAUGCUGCAGCGGUCGGUGGUUCGCAAAGGGGCAAAUCGUCAAUUGCCUACAAUCCUAAUGGCCCUCCGACUAGAGGACGUGGUGGCUCUCAGGGUGGUAGAGGUCGGGGAAGUCGUUCGCGCCGAGCAGCAGAAGUUGAACCCGUAAUUUUAACCCUUAGCAGCGAUGAAGAGGAUGAUGAAUCUUCAAACAAAGGAAGCUCUAGCUAUGGCCAUUUUGCUGCAGCCAUGAGUACCACAUCUGCGUCAUUAUUUUCAUCAUACAAACCUCUCCCAUUUGAGCCAAAUAUACCCGAAAAUGAUGAAACAAUUUUAUACAGCGAUUUUAAGCGUGACGAUGUCACUGAUCUCUCCAACUGCAGCGAUAAAUUAAGCUGCAACUUGUCUUGUAAAUACGUGCGGUUGGGUACUUUUUGCUUUGAACCUUCGGAGCAGAUAAUUAUAACCUCAAAGGGCAUACGCUUGGUUGCACCACUGGAAACAAAUCCUUCGGAAACAUUCCCUUUACACAUACAUAAAAAAGAGAUAGUUAAGGUCAUUGCCCACUUUUCCAAGGUAUCGGAUUCAAUGUUAUGUUUUUACACUCUACGUGCUUGUGCUCAGUAUAUAAAAAGUUCAUUAAAAAUGACGGAUGUUGUCCAACCUUUGGAUGGAGUAACAUAUUUCUCUCCCAAUGGCCCCUAUCAAAUACGAAAGAUCAUUGUGCAGUUUCAAACCAUUAGCGAUCAGGCCAAAAGUGUCAUACGGUCCAUAUGGGACUUUCUGGACGAGAUCUCUGAAACUGACGCACAAGACUUAUUACAAAGAGCAGCUGAGUCUGAUCGAAAGGUAGCCAAUACAAAGAAUUCAAGUGAAAACAUGUCCACCACCACCCAGUUGCAGCCCAAUGAAAUCAGACAAUUAUUGAUUUAUCCUCCUGGUAAAGGCGGCAUUUCUAUUAACACAGAAGAUUACAUGUGUCUUGCAACAGACCAGUACUUGAACGAUAUCAUAAUUGAUUUUUAUUUAAAAUGGGUCCACAAUAAUGUCAUACCAGAUGCACAAAAAGAACGCACUCAUAUUUUUAGUACGUUCUUCUAUAAACGUUUGACUACAUUAACGCGCCACAUCAAUCACGAUAAAGACGUUAAACAGUCAGCAGCUCAAAAGCGACACGCCCGUGUUCAGAACUGGACCAAAAAUGUAAAUCUCUUUGAGAAGGAUUUUGUUAUUAUACCCAUAAAUGAGCAGUCGCAUUGGUUUCUGGCUAUUAUAUGUUUUCCACGACUUAAAGGUCCGGUAACAUUUGAUACAAAUGUGCCAGUGGAGUUGCAACCAAUAAAGAAAACAAAAGGUAAAAAAGUGUCGCUUCAAAUCGGCAAUACCACCAUAACGCCACUUUCGAAGCGUGACAGCACAAAUGUUCUGAGUGAAAUAUGUGGCGUCGGUGACGAUGACAGUGAACGUGAUGAAGCCGAGGGUGAUGACAGCGAUUUAGCCUCAGAGGACAGUGAUUUUGACAAUUCAAAUUCAAACACCCCCAGUAAUUCACAGACUGCUUUGCCAACUGCACCCAGCGGUGGUGCAAAUACUAACUCUUCGGGACAUCAAGCAAUUAAGCAGCCUCUGAUUUUAAUAUUCGACUCUUUAGCUGGUGCUUCGAGAAGUCGAGUCGUAGCCACACUUCGAGACUAUCUGACAUGUGAAUAUAAGGUUAAAAUGCCCGAGGCGCCAAUUCAUGCAUUCAACAAAGAUAACAUGCCCGGGCAUUGUGUUAAAGUUCCUCAACAAAACAAUUUCACCGAUUGUGGGUUAUACUUACUACAAUACGUGGAGCAUUUCUUUAAAGAUCCCAUACGUGAUUACCGUGUGCCAAUUAAGCAAUUGGCCAAUUGGUUCGAUACACUUACGGUAACAAAAAAGCGAGAGGAUAUUUCAAAUUUAUUGCAGAAACUUAUGAAUGAACGCAAUGGGCCUAACAAUAAAGUGAUACUGCCAGAAAUACCUUUCCCUACUUUAAACGGACAACUGGUGGAAACAGACGGUUACAAUAUCGAGUUUGAAGAAGAGGAAAUGGACGACGAUGAUGAGGAUGAUAAUCAAACUGGCGACAUGGAUGAUAUUUCCACAGAUGAUACAAGUAAAAGUAAGACUCCUGUGAAAAUGGGUUCAGCCUCUUCUGCGACAGCUACAAACGUCUCUACUUCUGCCAUGCCAUCGUUGGUGCCAACACAGGGACGUAAGAUUGUGUUAAAACGACGAAUGCAAAUAGCCGGUGCCCCAACAGGCGAAUCUAAUUCAUCAACUUCACCCUCAAUAGGCAGCACACCUACUCAGGCAAACGCACAGGCAACAGUCCCACAACAGCGAGUGCCAAAUAUGACUAAAAUGCGUAAAGUAGAGCCAUAAUUAUGCAUUUAUGAACUCCUCAUUCAUCGUUUUUCAUUCGCGCACCUUUUCGGUUCCAUUCAUGCCAACCACGCAAAUCACGUUUGUUAUAUAAUAAUUAAUAUAGUUUUUUUCUAAGAUAACGCGUCGUAUAGUCUUUUAAAUACUCUCCUAUUACAAAUUUAAGGAUGUUUCAUAUAAAAAUCGAAUUUUAGUUUAGACAUUAUAAUUUCUCUACCAUUCACAUUUAUAAAUAUCCAUAGGAAAAUAUAACAGAUGGGAUGUUAUUAAAAUGAAAGAAAUUUUGCUGUA
Molecule: messenger RNA, 6579 nt
Organism: Stomoxys calcitrans (stable fly)
Lineage: Eukaryota; Metazoa; Arthropoda; Insecta; Diptera; Muscidae
Gene: velo
Exons: 10
Coding region: 631-6288 (1885 amino acids)
Biological process (GO): protein desumoylation
Cellular component (GO): cytoplasm; nucleus
Molecular function (GO): SUMO-specific endopeptidase activity
Source: RefSeq, a predicted model, not a curated record